Messenger RNA from Mizuhopecten yessoensis (Yesso scallop), 2201 nucleotides. RefSeq lists its product as uncharacterized. The transcript is spliced from 3 exons. NCBI's taxonomy places the organism in Eukaryota, Metazoa, Mollusca, Bivalvia, Pectinida, Pectinidae. The record is from RefSeq and is a predicted model, not a curated record. Bases 196 to 723 code for a protein of 175 amino acids.
UUCUCAAUGAACACUGUACACAGACCAUGUGCUGGAGGAAUCCCCAGUUUUGGGACACACGGCUAAAAUUCCGAAUGAAUCAAUGAGUUUGUUGUUCCAAUCUCAUAAAAAGCAGCUAGAGAAACUGUUUUCUUGGCGGGCGCGGAGAAGUUUUGCAGCUUAAAAAUAAAUGGAGUGAGGGUAAGGAAAGGUGGCAUGGAUUUCGAGAUGUACCUUGAACUGGUGAUGCUGAUGUCCUGGGUAGGAGACACCCUGGCCUGCCUUCCAGCGGCGGACUGGUGCGCACGUUGUGAUGACGUAAUGUUAAACUGUAUUGACGUCAACGCGAGUUGUUUGGCUGUCGACCAUGCUUUUCGUUUUGCCGCUUUAAGCAAUUUAACAAAAGAUAUCCAGUUCCAAAAUGGAGCAACAUUGGGUGUCCUCGGUGUGGGGACGCAGACACAAUUCGAUCAUUUUUGUACAGUGAAAUAUAUAGGGUAUGUGCACUACGAGGAGCAGCUGUGUUUAAGAACUAACAAUGUGAUAAGUAAAGGCGUGUCCGAGCCAAGUACGCCCCACGAGGAGCCACCGGUGAAUACCGAGGAUGUUAAUGAGUUUAUAGGUUACAUAGUUUGGGGAGGUGUGGCUUGUGGGAUGUUGGUAGUCUUCCUCGUAGCUGUGCUGGCUCUGAUGCUUCGACGUAAACGCCAGUUCCACGGAGAUACGGAUGACUCGACGCGAUGAACUACUGUGGCAGACUGCCUCUGGACAUGAACAUGAUGUAAUGGUGAUAUAAAUUAACAUUUCAUGAUGAUAACUGUAGGUAGUCUCAGUUCCAACUGACCACUAAACGACAUCAUCCAUUCGGACUGCUGAGUCAGUGGUGUAGUGCACAUUCACACUGACCGCCGUCAGAUCCGAGGAAACACAUGCCAUCUUAUAGAGAGAAUGUCAUGUCCACUUCUAUAUACGUUAAGUGCAGAGAUUAUUUUUGCAUUUGUAAACACCUUAUGGUGUCACUCUUAAAAUUUAGAAAUAGGAGGAAAUACGUUGAAUAAAAUACGAGUGUAGCCCAAUUGGACAGACGGGUAGAGCGCAAUAAAGAGGUAAAUCCUUAAAUGAAUACUCUUUCAGUAUUUGUUUGAAGACAUUUUAAGCAUAUUUUGUCUGGAUUAUUGGACGCAGUAGUCUUUAAACAAGGGGUGUUGCUGCCUUUGGGGCUGAGGGAUGGAGCCCAAUACAGGUACAUCUGUAAAUACUACUUCUUUAGUAACGAUGAAGGUACACGUGUUUGACCAAAUUUGAGCAUCAAUGCAUGGGUCAAGAAAACUCUGCAUGUCUCCUAGGCCAGAUAGGCGGGGACAGCCGAAAACGGGAAAAGAUAGAUUAGGUUUUAAAUACUACUUCUUUAGUAUUGAUGAAAGUAUUCAUGCCAAAUAUGAUCUGAAGCAUCACUGGGAUAAGAGUCCCUAAUAUCGUUGAAGCAAGGGACCCCUCCCCCUUCGAGCUGACAUUUUGACGUCUUCAAGUCUAAUGAAGUUUUGGCGAAUGUUAACAAAAAUGGCGGAAGUGAUCAUCUCAUGAUCAGGUGCUAACUUUUGGAUCAUUUGAAAUUUAAUAUGGCCGCCAUAGUAUUUUAUUGGCCGAAUAUUUCCUACUUAGAACAACAUUUUAAGCAACUGUUUCUUUCACGGUCCUGAUCAAAUAUUUUUUAAUGUUUCCAAGCAAUUCUUAAUCAAAGACAGCCAUAUGUUUCUCUGGCUGGCUGAGACCUUUACAACUUCUUAUGAAGUUCAUCCAGGCAAUGACAACCUUAUCUGAAUAAUGCUCUGGUAGGCUUGGACAGGUGAAGUACUUUCUAAAGUUGAUUUGAAAUCGAUAAAGAUAAUCUGCCUGAAAUAUAUUUGAUAUAAUGCUCAAUUAUAUCCAAUCAUCCCAGAAACGUUCUUGUCAUUGCCUUAACCUUUAAGUGAUGUAAGUUUGGUUCCAAAAGAACAUCUAAGAAUGUUACAGUGACCUGAAGUUAGCGGUCGCAUUUCAAUUUGUUUUUCUAGUUGAGAUAACAAGAUGAAAUAGAUGAACGAUAAGUCGUUUUCACUAAUGCUCAUAAAUAUACGGGUUACAGAAUCAAUACCAUAUGUAGUAACAACAAAUAAUCUCCAACAACGAUUUAGCAAUUAGAAUAUUCUGAAACUGAACUUCUAUUAUACAGUUAUGCAGUA